This is a messenger RNA of Aspergillus pseudotamarii, 3279 nucleotides long. RefSeq lists its product as uncharacterized. Gene Ontology annotation, molecular function: DNA binding; zinc ion binding. The record is from RefSeq and is a predicted model, not a curated record. Gene Ontology annotation, biological process: DNA-templated transcription. The transcript has 11 exons. Bases 1 to 3279 code for a protein of 1092 amino acids. Lineage: Eukaryota; Fungi; Ascomycota; Eurotiomycetes; Eurotiales; Aspergillaceae.
AUGUCGCUUUUCAUGCCGACUUCGAAUACGGCAAACACAGGGAUCAAGAUCGUAACCCUUUCUCAGGCACUUGGCCUUACCGCAGUCAUCAAUAUCUUUUCUCCCGAGGGCAAAUUGCUAGGUUUGCUUAGCGCAACCGAAGUGACUGCCUUCCGCACUGCCCUUGCGGUUAUGACCCUGUUUGUUCGUUGCAAUUCUCUGAAGAAGGAGAACAUCGUGAUCUUUGGCUCUGGAAGACAGGCCGAGUGGCACGCACGGCUUGCGCUUCUCCUAGUCCCGGAUCAAGUCUGCAGCAUUACGCUUAUCAACCGGGGUCGUAAGAGGCUGGAAGAGAUGAAAGAUAUUAUUGCAGAGCUGCAAUCCGCUCAUCCGGGCGUUACAUUUACAACACUCGCGAAAGAGGAUACACCAGACUAUCAGGAACAACUGCAAGCUGCAUUGGCAGCCUGCGACGUUAUCUUUAGCUGUACACCUUCCACGGAGCCUAACUUCCCCUAUUCCUACCUCCAGCCAUUUAAGCAGCGAUUUAUCUCUCUCAUUGGUUCGUACAAGCCUCAUAUGAAAGAGAUUGAUACGGAAACUCUUUUUUCGGGUGGGCACCAAAUCUACGUCGACUCGAAGGAGGCAUGCCUGGAAGAGUCGGGUGAGCUGAUCGAUGCGCACGUAAAGGAGGACCAGUUGAUUGAGAUUGGAGAACUGUAUGGGAAGCUCGGGAAAUCCGAGCCGAUCCCUGUCUCGGACACGCAUAACGUGGUAUUUAAAUGCGUGGGCAUGGGAAUCAUGGAUCUCACCAUCGGAAAGACCCUAUUGGAUCUUGGUAAAGAACAGGGAUUGGGAAUGGAGAUAAAUGCCGUUCAGUUGUACGGAGUCAGUAUCCGAAGAGAUAAGAAGGAUGGAAAUAUAUACAUCUUUCCCCCCAGAUUCAGUGAUCUUCUCAUGCGGGGCGGUUGGUCUACCAACACCAGCUGGACUCGGUCAGCAGAAACGACCCCGCGUCUCCGAAGAAAACCGCAAACGAGCCGUUCGAGCGUAAGUAGCUGUCGCACAUGUCUGCGUUAUCGCCGCCAAUGCGUCUUCACACACCCCGACCAUGCGGAGAAGGUCGCUCGGUCCUCGUCGAUCUCUCUCCUCGAACGGAACGCGGGCCUCAGUCGCCAGAACCUGGUGGACUCGGAACGAAUUCGGUACAUGGAACGGAUCCUUCAGCAUUAUGUUCCGAACAUCUCUUUUGAUAUUCAGUCCCUCCGUAAAACUGCCGAGGAGCUGAAACAUAGACAUCGCCAUUCUUUCACAGAUGCAAGCCCUUCGAUUCGCCUUGAUGAGGAGGAUUUCGAGGAUUUGGCUAUCGACGAUGAGGAUUAUAUGGUGAAGGCUUUACCAGAUAAUACAACACAGUAUUCCGGGGAGUUCUCCUAUUUGAACUUGUCCAUGAAAAUUCGACAGAAGAUAGAUGAAUGGAUGAAAACGGCAGCACCAGAGGCCUCUACUGAAACAGACCCAUUUGAAGAGCGAUGGCGUGCGACACAGCUCCAAUCGGGUUCCUCCUUAGUGUCGGCAUCAGUGACUUGCCUGCCACCACGUUUCGUAGCCGAUUUUCUUGUUCAAAUAUUUUUCAAACACGCGCAGACCAAUAAUUUCUAUGUGGAAGAAGACUGGAUACGAGAGAAGUUGAACAUAUGUUAUACUAACCCAUCAAGCCUGUCGUCCAAUGAUGCUGGCUCCGUAUGUUCGAUACUCAUGAUCCUGGCAGUCGGGACGCAGUUUGCUCAUAUGGAAUCGGCCAUUCCCGUCAAUCGGCCGCCGGCCGACCUAUCAUCCAUGGAGGAUCAUCACUUUUCGGAAGAUGAAGUCGGCUUAACUUUUUAUCAAUUCGCUUCGAAGCUGGUUCCGGAUAUCCUUGCAACAGUCUCCAUUCGGAGUGUACAGGCUUGCUUAUUGAUCGGAACUUACCUGUUACCUCUCGACACCUCGGGCCUUUGCUACACUUACUUCGGUCUAGCCCUUAAAAUGGCUAUCCAAAAUGGCAUGCACCGGAGAUACCAGGGUGAAGGACUCUCCCCUCGGAUGAUCGAGGUCCGCAAUCGAGUUUUCUGGACAGCUUACACCAUUGAAAAGCGUGUCAGUAUUCUCCACGGGCGACCCGUAUCUUUGUCAGAUUCGGAUGUGGAUGCUGCGAUGCCAGUUGAUUUUCCGGGCUUGAACCCGACAGGGCAGGUCUCAAACCAUACCAAUAUGGUAACUUUGAUCACUUUAACUCUUAAACUUGGCGAAGUCGCCAACGAGAUGGGUCAACAGCAGGAUUGCGUUGAACGAUUACUGAAUUUGCGGAAGAACCUUGUCGAUUGGUGGGCUACACUGCCAGAAGAGACCAAUUGUCGAGACUUGAACCCCUCAGGACCACUAUUUCGCUCCAAUGUUCACUUGAAGCUAGAUUACUGCCUGACUCGCAUUUUCCUUGGGCGCCCAUUCUUAUUCAGCAGCAUGAAGAUACUGAACGCAACCACCCCUCAAGCCCAACCGUUCAAGACACCAUCAGGCGUUUCAAAGAAUAGGUCGACACUUAUCACAGAUUGUGUAGAAGCUGCCCUCGAAAUCAUUAAUCUCUGCCAGCUACUCCGCGAUGAAUCCGGUCUUGCUCGGGCAUCGUUCACUGAAUUCAGCUCUUGCCGUGCUGCUCUCCUUGUUAUCCUCGCACAGAGUUUGACGAAACGAACCGAGCGGUUACGGGAAGCGCUUGAAAAGGGCAUGGUUUUAAUCAAGAUUAUGUCAAUGGGCGUGGGAUCUGCACGCUCUGCUGUUAGUGUGAUUGAGACCCUUGAGAGAGCCAUUCGCCGUCUCGAGGAUUGGAGUGAAAGACAAGCACCGGACAAUACCGGGUCCAUGGAGUCAGCAUAUGAUCGCUUCAAGAAUUGGGAAAUGCUCUGGAAAACUGGACCGAUGUCGCCCGAGCUUGUUCCUUUCCAAGAGCAAUAUCCGGCUGGAAGGAGUAGCAUUCCACCUGUCCCUGUUACUCCAAUGACCGGCACUUCCGGUGGCAACGACCCUAUGGAAGGCGACGUCGCACAUACAGAAAUCACCACAUUAUCGGACUAUUCCGCCUCUCAUGCGGCUUCGUUACCCCAAAUGCCUCGUUUUGGUUUCGAUCAUUUUGUGUCCAACUUCCCGCAAGAAUUGGACGAGUUUACCGCCAUCCCCUGCUUUGAACCCGAUGCGCAGCAAAGCCUCUCUAGCGACAUCAACAAUCCGGAUACCAAGUGGAUGCAAUUUACCAGUGAUUGA